CAGUGUUAAAUGAAUAAUUAACGACAAACUCAGAUUUUUGGGUCCAUCUAUAGUAAAUGAUGACGCCUCACUGUUUUGAUUUAUGGGACACUUGAAUAGAGCAGAUUUGUUUUUACUGUUAAUGAAACUUUUCUAUUACAACCCGUCAAAGUCUCUCUUGUGUAAAAACCUUAUUUGGAUGGAGAAUGUGAAAGAUUAACACUUGCUCUCUCAUUACCACCACAGAGGCGUCCCUUGAGACUGCAACUUGUCAGCAGAUCAGACUGGUUGUACUGGGCAGCAGUCCAUCACGACUAACCCCGUUUCACACUUCAACAGUAAAUCACCUCCCACAUGUCAGAUGUGUCCAGCAAUUGAAAUAGAACAAAUUAAUCAAAGUGAAAUGAAAUGAUAUCAAGUCUGAUUGUUUCUUUUCAGUGAUCGGCCAACUCCUUCAUGUUGGCCGAUCACUGAAAAGAAACACCACUAGACCUUGGAUGCCACCCACCUCAACUAUGACUUGAUUAACCUGGUAGGGGAGCACAGCGAAUGGGCCCAAAUCAAUGUUCAAUUAAAUUAGCAUAAAACAGCUGACACAACAUAAUAAUAGUCCCCCGAGAUUUCUGGGGUGCAGAGUCCUGUCUAGUUGUCAGAGAUGGACGAAAUAUUUAGAUAUUUUACAAAGUACAAAGGUACUGGCAUAUCAUUAUAGUUUAACUAAUAUAUUUGUGCAGAAUGGCUCAUUCUAAUUAUAUUACUGUAUUAUUAUUAUUAUUAUUGCAUUCAUAUGUACAUCACUUAAACUUUGCAGGUAAAGAUGGAGCUUUAUUAUAACCCAUAACAGUAUAUCAUAAUUAUUCGUUAUAUUAUAUUUUGUAUUUAAGUCACUAAAGCUGCCAGUUUAAUGUAAAACACAACAUAUGCUUCCAAAAUGAAGUGGGAGGGGAGUAGUGUCUACUUAUUUACAGUCACACACCAGUUUCCUUUUUUCUCAGGAUUUAUUAUUUACACGUCAAACUAUUUUUCCACCAAAAAACACUGCCACUUAGCGGCAGCAGGUGCAAUGACAGAUCAUCACCGUCUGGUUGCCUAGCAACGCCAAUUUGGAAACGUAGAUUGGCUGCGUUGCUCUGAAUGGCCGUCGUUAAAACGAAAUUAUAAAAGAACAUUACACGAUAAACCAGUUGAAACGAUGUUAAGUCGAAUAAAAGGCUGUUUGUUGUGCGCGUGUGUUUACGUUUUCCUUGAAAUACACAAGGUCGGAACCCGUCGACUCUAGGACCCAGGGGCGCGCGGCGGCACCAGACACCGGUUGAUGAGACGGUCCAGUCGGCAUCACACGUCCAAUUACCCGACGAAGAGCGGCUGCUCGCUCCGGUCAUCGUAGUCUCAAGUGAACUUGUCAGACGGGUCGAAGGUGGACUACAAUAACCCAGAGAAGCGAGAGCAAUUUCCCGCUGCCUUCUUGUCCGUCAACCCUCCAGCCACCGUGGCAAGAAGACCCCGUCGCUGGUCUCACCGGCGACAACCAUGAGCCAGAGAUUCACCGUCUGCAAGAGCGACGGCAACCGGCGCCCCUCGGACAUCCAGGGGGAGGUGAACCAGCUGUUUGAGGGGGACGAGCCCCCGAGCAGCAGCGGCGCGGAGGGGGAGGAUGCUGUCGGGGCCGAGGUGCUGGUGCUGAAAGGUGACGGUAAUCCCAAGGAGAGCAGCCCCUUCAUCAACAGCAGCGAUGCUGCCGCGGAGAAGAGCCAGCAGUAUGACGGCAAGAACAUGGCCUUGUUUGAGGAGGAGAUGGACACCAGCCCCAUGGUGUCGUCUCUCCUCAGCAGCCUGGCCAACUACUCCAACCUGCCCCAAGGUAGCAAGGAGCACGAGGAGGCCGAGAACAACGAGGCCGAGUCAUCGCGCAAGAAACCUGUCAAGGCCCCCCAGCUCGGCACUCUGAUGGGCGUCUACCUGCCGUGCAUCCAGAACAUCUUCGGAGUGAUCCUCUUCCUCAGGAUGACCUGGUUGGUGGGAAUUGGAGGCGUCGUCGGGACCUUCGCCAUCGUCUUCAUGUGCUGUACCACAACCAUGCUGACUGCCAUCUCGAUGAGCGCCAUCGCUACCAAUGGAGUCGUGCCAGCUGGAGGCUCCUACUACAUGAUAUCCCGUUCGCUGGGCCCGGAGUUUGGGGGAGCGGUGGGGAUCUGUUUCUAUCUGGGGACCACCUUCGCUGGAGCCAUGUACAUCCUGGGGGCCAUCGAGCUCCUCCUGAUCUACAUAUGUCCCAAGGCGGCCAUCUUUCCCCUCGAGGGCCUGGAGGGCGCCGAGGCAGAGGCCGCCCUGCUGAACAACAUGCGCGUGUACGGGACCCUCCUUUUGAUCUCCAUGGCCACGGUGGUGUUUGUCGGCGUGCAGUAUGUCAACAAGCUGGCCCUCGUCUUUCUGGCCUGCGUCAUUCUCUCCAUCCUGGCCGUCUACGUCGGCGUCAUCAUAACCGCCGUCGACGUUCCGGAUUUCCCUGUGUGUCUGUUGGGUAACCGCACUUUGAUUUCGAAGAACUUCGACGUGUGUGCCAAGACCAUCGAGUCGGCUAACGGGACAGUCACCACCCAGCUGUGGCGCAUGUUCUGCGACUCACCUUUCCUCAACGCUACCUGCGAUAAGUACUUCACCUCCAACAACGUGACCCAGAUACAGGGCAUCCCGGGGCUCACCAGUGGAAUCCUGUCAGAGAACAUGUUUGCGACCUACUAUGAUAAAGGGGAUCUGAUUGCCAGGAAGAACAUGGAGUCAAUCGACGACCCGGACGACCCUCUGACCAACGCAAACCGCUACGUGUUGGCCGACAUCUCCAGCUUCUUUACGUUGCUGGUCGGCAUCUACUUCCCUUCUGUGACAGGGAUCAUGGCUGGCUCCAACCGCUCCGGAGAUCUGCGUGACGCACAGAAGUCCAUCCCCAUUGGAACCAUUGCAGCCAUCACCACCACCUCCUUUGUCUAUAUGUCCAGUGUGUUUCUGUUUGGUGCCUGCAUUGAGGGCGUGGUCCUCCGGGACAAGUUUGGAGAGGGAGUCCACGGGAAUUUGGUGAUCGGCACGCUCGCUUGGCCGUCACCGUGGGUGAUCGUGAUCGGCUCCUUCUUCUCCACCUGCGGGGCGGGGCUGCAGAGUCUGACGGGAGCUCCUCGCCUCAUGCAGGCCAUCGCCAAGGACGGCAUCGUGCCCGCCCUCCGGGUCAGUCCGUCUUCCUUUUCCCUCACCUCUCCAGCGGUGUUGACGCGCCGGCGCUCCGAGCAGACGGUGAACGUGCCUCUGUCGUUCCUUGCAGAUCUUCGGCCACGCGAAGGCCAACGGAGAACCCACGUGGUCCCUGCUGCUGACGGCUUGUAUCUGCGAGAUCGGCAUCCUCAUCGCUUCCCUGGAUGCGGUGGCUCCCAUCCUCUCCAUACGCUGCUGAGGACUCCAAACUGGAGACCCCGCUUCAAGUUCUACCACUGGGCUCUGUCCUUUUUGGGGAUGAGCUUGUGUCUCACUCUCAUGUUCAUCUGCUCCUGGUACUACGCCAUCUUCGCCAUGGUAAUUGCCGGCUCCAUCUACAAGUAUAUCGAGUUCGCAGGUGCGGAGAAAGAGUGGGGAGACGGGAUCCGAGGCCUGUCUCUGAGCGCCGCUCGCUACGCCCUCAUGCGGCUGGAGGAAGGUCCGCCGCACACCAAGAACUGGAGGCCCCAGUUGUUGACGCUCGUUAGUACGGACGCCGAGCAGAACGUGGAACAGCCUCGCCUGCUCUCUCUGACCAACCAGCUGAAGGCGGGCAAAGGGCUGACCAUUGUCGGAACCGCUCUGGAGGGAACCUUCCUGGUGAACCACGAACAGAGCCAUCGUGCAGAGCAGGCGCUGCGCAAAGUGAUGGAGACCGAGAAGGUGAAGGGCUUCUGUCAAGUGACCGUGUCCUCCAACCUGCGCGACGCGACCUCCCACCUCCUCCAGGCCAGCGGGCUGGGAGGCCUGAAGCACAACGCCGUGCUGGUGUCCUGGCCUCACAACUGGAGGCAGGGAGACGAGCACCAGAGCUGGAGGAACUUUGUUGAGUUGGUCAGAGAGGCCACCGCCGCCGACCUGGCUCUGCUCGUCCCGAAGAACAUCGCCGCCUUCCCGUCCAACGGGGAGCGCUACACCGAGGGUCACAUCGACGUCUGGUGGAUCGUCCACGAUGGAGGCAUGCUGAUGCUGCUGCCCUUCCUUCUCCGACAGCACAAGGUUUGGAGGAAGUGCAAGAUGCGCAUCUUCACCGUGGCCCAGUUGGACGACAACAGCAUCCAGAUGAAAAAAGACCUGACCACAUUCCUCUAUCAUCUCCGUAUCGACGCCAUGGUGGAAGUUGUAGAAAUGCACGACAGCGACAUCUCGGCCUACACCUACGAGAAGACCCUGGUGAUGGAACAGCGGUCGGAGCUGCUGAAGCGGAUCAACCUGUCCAAGAACGAGCGCGAGAGAGAGAUCCAGAGCAUCACCGAUUCGUCCCGCGGGUCGAUCCGCCGCAAGAACCCGGCCGCCGUGACCGCCCAGCUGAGUGUCACCGAGGACCCGCCGGCGGCCAGCAAGGAGGAGAAGCCCGAGGAAGAGUCAAAGUCGGCCUCUUCCCCUGUGUCCCCCCCCGCCCAGGUCCAGCUCAUCCACGACACCCCGGCCAGCCCCGACGCCCCCGCCACCCUGCUGACCCCCACGGAGGGGGCUCAGAGCCCCGGGCAGCAGGUCCAGAUGACCUGGACCGAGAAGUGCGACGGCGAACCGGCCAAGCCGAAGCCGGCCGGCGCGACCACGCCGGAGGGCCUCAAGGACUUCUUCAACAUGAAGCCCGAGUGGGAGAACCUGAACCAGUUCAACGUGCGGCGGAUGCACACGGCGCUCCGGCUGAAUGAAGUCAUCAUCAAGAAGUCCUCCGAGGCCAAGCUGGUGCUGCUCAACAUGCCCGGGCCGCCCAAGAACCGGACCGCUGACGAGAACUACAUGGAGUUCCUCGAGGUCCUCACCGACGGCCUCACCCGGGUCCUCCUGGUCCGCGGAGGCGGCCGCGAGGUCAUCACCAUCUACUCCUGAAGGAGCAGCCCCCCUCCCCCCCUCCUCCUCCCCCAGCCCAUUUGCUCCCGCUCUCAUCAACGCUGCUUCUGUGCGUCGCUCUCACCGUUUAUUUUUCUCGCGCCCCGAAACCCGCUCCGCUUCGGCGCCUCUUCCCCCCCCGGCAGACCGACGAGUCGCGUGACGCUCGGCUGCCGGUCCAGUUCGCUACUCGAACUGUCGCCGGCUCUCGAGUCAUUUAGACGCUAUUUAGAUGUAAUCCUAAAGAUCCUUUUUAUUCUUUCCUUCAUCGCUCGUGUGUAAUCUGCUGUCCCUGGCAUCGAGUCGGAGUCGCUCGGCGAGGAGGAGGUAGCGGCGCCGGGCGCUGGGCGUGAGGCGUGAGCGCACAUGCUCGCCCGUGUCCGUCUUUGUUUGAAUCUCCGCCGAUUCUUAUCGACGUCUUUUGGUUUUCUCGAUUCAUUUGCGUAUUCUUUCGAUCCGAGCGUGGCCUAGCAGCGGUUUUCUGCCGCUGUCGGCUCGUCUGCUUCGCGGCCGCCUCCCGCGGCGCUCCAGCCUGUCGUCUUCCAUGUGAUUAAAAAGACACCGCGACGCCACGCUCGGGACCGCCGGCUGGCAAGGAGAGUCGUCGCGAAGCAUGAACUGUGAAAUUCCCGUUGGCAUUCAAAGAAGACUGCGGAGAGGAAAAAUAAAAGGGGGGGAGGAGGGGCACGUGGAUCAAAACCUGCGGCGCCAUCUUUAAACCCGAUCGCUCCGUCGCAUGGCGUCCUUAUAACUGUGUGUGUGUGUGUGUUUUUUUACUCGUUUCCGUUACCGCCGACCACUGUCGUUCUACCCGUCCUCCUCACAACCCGUUUCUUUCGUGGCCGCUCAUCCCCCGUGGCCACUGCUAGUGCCAAACAAAAAGGAGAAGAGAGAGAGAAAAAGAGCUACGACGAGCUGAGCUUCGUGCGUAGAGAUCGACGCGUAUUUAAAAACUGUGAACGGUGCGUUUUCCCACCAGGCGGCCGGCGUAACGGCGGAGCGGGGCGACCGAGGAGACGCUCGGCCCCGGAGCCCUCGUGCGGAUCACUGUAAAUAAUGUACACGCUCUGACGCGUUGUUCAGUGUGAGCGUAGUAUUUUUGUGACAUACUAAAAAGCUUCUAGUGGAGAGAAAAACGCUCCGUCGCUGAGAGGGACAGCUCAAAAAACGCUGUUUAAAAAAAAAAUCGAUGUAUCUAUUUAUUUAUUUAUUCAUCGGAUGGCAUAGGCUCCCGUCACUACGGUAACUGUCAUUGUAACCUCGACAAGCACCGCACCUGCACUGUCCGCCGCUGUGCACCAAGGGAACAUUUUAAUGACUUCAUUCAAUUCACAACAACAAACCAACAAAAAAAUAGUAAUACUAAAUGUUAUUUUUUCAUCUAGAGAACAAAAUAUGUAUUUACGUUUAUAGACGAGAGUCACACACAUCGAUGAAAUAGUUGCGUGUCGUUUUUUUGAUUGUUGCUCAAAGAUAUAUUGUUGGGUUUUUUUCCGCCUAAUUUAGAUACAUUAAAUGUGCCAUAUCAAAGUAUUUUUUCAAAGAUGAAAUAGUGGACACAAAAAUUCUCAUGAUUGAAUUGGAGAGAACAAAGUGUGAAAAUGACUAAACGGAGCCGUCUACUUGAAGCCCGUACGGCGAUGGCACUCAAGACGGAAAAGUCGCCCGACAGAUGAUAAAAGUAUCGAUGUUCAGACGCUCCGAUUGGGAAGUAUAUCAGCUUUUACCGAGGUGAGGCUAUGAACAUCAAUCGAUUGAUUAUUUAUUGGGUCUAAAUAUAGAGAGAGGACGAUGGCUUCUGUAGCUAGGAACCCCGUCGUCCACCAGACUGAACUCUAUGCAGUAGACGCUCCAGUGAGAUUUUAUAUCCUCUAGAUUGGCGAAGAUUUGAGCCGCGCACGUCUUCCUCGACUGAAGGACGUUUGAGCAAAUCAUAUUUAGGUUAAAAAAAGGAAAAAAAAGUGCAUCUUGGAAGGAAUGUGCAACAGUUGAUAUCCGGACUCAUGUGAUCAUGUUAUUUAUUUUUUUACACAUAUAUUUUGUAUAUGUAGAUUUCGUAAGUCUUAAAACAAAACAAAAAAGGAAAUAUCCAGAACCAUCUCUCACGUUGACCAAGGACAGCUGUCACUUUACUUUAUUUCAGUUUCUUUCCACGAAGAAACUGUUUUUGGUCAUUUGCACUUGUCGUAGAAAUAUGAAUAUAAAUAAAUACGUAUAUAUAAACAGUAUAUACAAUAUAUGGAAGCAAAACAAAUUAGUUUCUAGAAGUAUUUACACACAGUAUUUAAUGUUUUUAGUGUUGCCUGAAUGUCGGACCAUAUGUUGAGAAUGCUGCUAGUAUCAAUAGAUUUAUUUGUACUGUAAAUAGAGACUAAAGCAACAUUAAAGAUCAAGUGAAAAAGGGUAGAGACAUACAUAUCAGUGGUACCUGUAAACAUUUGGCCUGAGAUCUCUGGACAGGGUUAGCUUUCUGUUUUAUUAGAAAACUAUUCUGAAUACCGUGAUGCAAUAUUACAACCGAGGGUAAACCCUCCACCUUUCUAUUCUCUUUUAAAAAGAAAUGCUCUCUUGAUUAUCAUCAUCUUUAAUCCCAUAAGUAAAGUGAACCAAUUUCAAUGCAACCGAUUUUUAAUUUACUCCCCCAAAAAAGUUACAGGAAUCACCAAAAAUACGUUAGAAAUAUUGAAAAAAAGAUUCAUCUGCAACGUUUCUAACACGCGUACCUGUGACACCUGCGAUGCUCGAGAAGCAGCCGCUCCUAGUUUUCAAAGAUUCAAGGGUGCCAAGUCAUGAAGAAUUUUUUUCUUUAAUACGCUUGCCGCACUUAUUAACAACUGACGAAAAGAGGUCGUUUUAACGCUUAAAAUCAGUUUUUUUGACGAACGCGGCUAUUUCGGGAAUGUCUCCGCAACAUCGCCUGCAUCGACUGAGCCUUUUAAACCGAUUCAAAAGAAAAGAUAUCUGAUGUUUAUUGGAAAUGAAUUUAUUUAUGGAAUUAUAAAUGUUUUAUAAUUGCUGUUUGCAUGGUACUAUGUGGCAAUAUUUGUUUGAGUGGUUUCUAGAGUGAUGACUUUCAUGUUUAAGGGCCAGAGUGGGUAAAAGGUUGUCAAACGUCCUCAUCCAGUUUUCGGCUGCGAGAACUCCGGAGGGUUUGGGACACACGGCUAGACCUUGAAAACAAGUCUUUUUGCAAACAAAAUAAAUAAUAAUAAAGUAUGCGUUCAGUAUAUUGUUACUUGUUAUAUUUCAAUCUCGCUCAAAUAGUCUGAAUAGAUUUGAGUUUGCGAAUGGAUGGGCCUCCGAAGCGGUCAUUUCACCUUUGUAAAUAUAUAUCACUUAAAGUCAGAGACGCUGUAACCGACUAGUGUUGUCUUUCGUUAUACACUGUUCUAUCACUGUGGACAAAGUCUUAGAGUUUUGUAAGAUUAUGUGCAAUAUCGUUCUCACGCUGGUCACUUUUUUUUUUCUUCGUCACAAUUAUUUAUUUUCUGUAAACAAACUGGAGGUUGUCACUUUAUUUCACGAGCGUGUUCGUCACCGGGUCGUUCAGACGUAGAGCGACAGAGUUCAUCCCGAACGUGGCUGAAGCGCUUUCAUCCCCGAGGGGAACUCCGACCGCUCCGGUCUGUCCAGCGAGAGCCAGCCUGCUCUGGACACUCCCACAGCGGCCUCUGGUGGCGCACACGUGUAUUACAGCUCUCUAAAACAAUAAGAUUACAUAACAUCAUCUUGCUGCAGGUUUUUUUUGAACGACAAUAAAGCCGAAACCUACCCGCUGAUUAUGUUGACAUCUUAGCGUUUCAGCUAUUUUAUUUAUUUUCGUGGACAUUUUUAAGCACGCAUCACACAUUCUUUUCCUUUCUAUUGCCAAAAAAGAAGAAAAAGGAUAAUAUUAACCGUUACAUUUAAAGUGCUUGUCACUCAAAUCUGUGAGGUGAGCCUUCCCAGAAUCCCUCCUCCCCCCCACACCCCAUCUGCCCCAAUUCCCCGGCCUCUCCCCAUCCCAGCCACUACAUCCGCCCAGCUCUGUAUUUUUUAAUGUGAUUGCAGUGUAAUUCUGAAAAAAUGAUCAAAUAAUAUAAAACUUGCGCUUCCAAUCAUGGCGCUGGCUCUGUUUGGACGACACGAGAUAGUCUACUUAGAAACCAGCACGCCCCCCCCUCACCCCACCCCACGACUGAUCCACGAGUAAGAUCAGAUCCUUCUUCUUCUUCGCCUGCACAACUGUAGCAUGAGACAAACUUGCCGGUGAUCAUUACUCAGUCUCCAUCCUUAAAUGGAUAUUAAGGGCUCUGAAACACAUCUGUUACCGGGUAGAGGCGGCUGUCCCGAUAAGACACCGACAGAGAGAGAAAAAAGAGAAAAAAACAGCCCCAGAUUAUGGCAGAGAGGGACGUAAACACACACACACACACACACGUGUCUGUAGCUGAGAGGAGAUCGCGGCCCUCGGUGCGUCUGAUGACGGAGGAGCGCGGCGCUCACAGCUCAGACCGUCGGCCUCUCUGGGAGUUUAGGAGAAGAACUCGAGUGUCUGUCCACGCAGUGCAAGCAGAGCCAGGUGCCAGACAUGUUGUGUAACUCAGUGCAUGCAUGAAUUACCCUGAACAAGGUGUAUUGACAAUAUAUUGGGUGUUUGUGGUAUACAAGUAUUUGUUUAUAUCAGUUAGAAAACAUUUAUUUCUAGUCGUAUGAAUUUAUUUUUUUCUCCAAUCUUUCCUUAGGACUGGCCAAUCAUUGUAGUCAAGAUUAUUAUUAUUAUUAUAGGACGAUUCUAUUUUUUAUGGUAGAUUUGUUGACAAGGUCUUCUCAUUGUGUCAAAUUGUAUCUGCAGAUAAACUGAUAACCAAAGUAUAUAUUUCAGUUAACGACAUACACGGUGCGCUCCAGUGAAUUGGAUGCAGUCGACAUGGUUUUAUUUCCCACUUGAAAUAAAAUGGAACAAAGUUCAGUUCACAAAUUGUUUCUAUUGGGUAAGAUGAUGAAAGUGCCAAAGUAGUAGAGGAGAUGCCAGCAGAAAAACUAUUUUAUUAUUAGGUUAUAUAUUCAGUGUAUAUUGAAGUAUAAUAAAAGUAUAAUAAUUACCAAUCGCAAAAAAACUCGUCUGGUCAGUCGAUAUUCAGACAACCUUGAAAGACAAAGUUUAACAUUUUGGGGAAUGCGGUUAUUCAACGAGAGUUAUUACAGAGCGAAAAUGUGGAGAACAAACCAAAAAUAAUAACGUCCACCAAUCAGCAUCCAACAAUCAUUCAUCAGCCUCUUGCAUCUGGUUUGAUUGGACAAAAACAAAAGAAUUGUUGCCCAAAAUGUCCCAUCACAUAAUUUGAUCUUCAACAUUCGUGAAAUUGUCAUUAGAAUAUAAAUUUUGUUCUGGCCCAACAUUUUUUUGUGUGACAUUUGUGCAUCAUCGUUAUCAUAUUUACCCCGACAAGCGACGACGUUAUCGAUCUUCACAUUUAACUCUCGGGAAUAAACGCGUUCCCCGCUUGCCUUACUUCAUUUACGGAGUACUUCCCUCCAGAGGAACCCCGUCACGGUCCAGCUUUGAAUUCACUGGAGUUGUGGGAAACAUUUUGUAUAGAUGCCUGACAAUGUAAUGGAUAUAUAUAUAUGAUAUAUAUCUACACACACAGCAUACACACAGACACGCUUGUAUCAAAUUUCAGUAAUAUGAAAAUGCUUUUUUCAUUCCGAACUGUUCCCGACUCUUCCUGGAUACUGUCCCUGGUCUUCUGGUCACGCCGGAGUGCGUUCCUUUCAGUUUUGUGGGAGUGUGUAUGUGUGUACAUGUGCACUUGUAACGCUGGGGGCGGGGUGGGAGGGGGCUACAUGUAAAUAAAUCAAAUAGUUAGCGUGGAGGUGUUCUUUUUGUGUCGUUGUAAGUUAAAUAUUAUCACAUUUUAAAAAAGAACCUAUUAUUCUCUAUUGUGUUUCAUGGUACAUUAAAAAAAAGAAAAAGUUGUAUCUUACAUUUCAAAUGCUUAUAUCUAUGGCUUCUGGCGAUACCCGUUCCAUUUUAUAGAUUUGUCAGCACAAAAUGCAAUAAACCAAUACCAUUUUAUUACA
This is a messenger RNA of Pseudoliparis swirei, 11127 nucleotides long. RefSeq names its product solute carrier family 12 member 5a (gene slc12a5a). Gene Ontology annotation, biological process: cell volume homeostasis; chloride ion homeostasis; potassium ion homeostasis. The record is from RefSeq and is a predicted model, not a curated record. Gene Ontology annotation, cellular component: membrane. Bases 1510 to 5061 code for a protein of 1183 amino acids. The transcript is spliced from 25 exons. Gene Ontology annotation, molecular function: potassium:chloride symporter activity. Lineage: Eukaryota; Metazoa; Chordata; Actinopteri; Perciformes; Liparidae.